AUGGAUUUUUCUUCAAUUCCAGCAUAUCUUGAUUCAUCCAACUGGCAGCAACAACAAAAUCAUCAAUUUGGAGGUAGCAGCACAAACCCUUUGCUUCAACCAGCUGCUUCACAGCCUGUGCCCCCACCUCAACCAUCCCCACAGCCUCAUGCUGGUGGUGCCACAGGUUCAGUCCGGCCAGGCUCCAUGUCUGAAAGAGCCCGGUUAGCUAACAUACCGAUGCCAGAGGCUGCCAUGAAAUGCCCUCGAUGCGAUUCAACAAACACAAAGUUCUGUUAUUUCAACAACUAUAGUCUUUCCCAGCCAAGACACUUUUGUAAGACCUGCAGAAGGUACUGGACUAGAGGUGGCGCUCUGAGAAGCGUUCCGGUGGGAGGUGGAUGCAGAAGAAAUAAAAGAAGCAAAUCCACUAGUUCAAAGUCUCCUGCCAGUAGUGAUAGGCAAACCACCUCCAGCUCCACCAAUACUGUUUCCUCUAACAAUAAUGGAUCGAUGGCUAAUAUAUUUGGCCUCAAUCCUCAACUUCAACCUCUACGCUUUAUGUCUCCUUUGAGUCAAUUUACUGAUAACUAUACUGGUGGUGAUAUUGGCCUAAAUUAUAGUGGAAUUUCGGCUCCCAUGGUAGGGACAAGUGAGAUGAACUAUCAUGUAGGAAGCAGUCUACUUGGUGGUGCUGGCGGCAGUAUUGGUGGAGGGUCCCUUUUAUCAAGUGGUGGUGGAGUUGAGCAGUGGAGGUUGCAGCAAUUCCCUUUCUUGAGUGGUUUGGAUUCAUCCCCAGCCGGGCUUUACCAAUUUCAAGGUGGUGUUGAGCAAUCAGGCUUUGUUGGUGAAACUAGUCAGGUGAGGCCUAAAUUUUCAAGCUCAAUUCUAACUCAGAUGGCAUCAGUAAAAAUGGAAGAUAACCCAGAGUUAAGGCAAUUAUUGGGGAUGCCAGGAAAUGAUCAGUGGAGUGGUGCCGCCAAUUGGACAGAUCUUUCUAGUUUUAACUCUUCUUCAACAAGCAAUCAAUUAUAG
Fraxinus pennsylvanica is the source of this 1014-nucleotide messenger RNA. The record is from the annotation of a GenBank genome assembly. Lineage: Eukaryota; Viridiplantae; Streptophyta; Magnoliopsida; Lamiales; Oleaceae.